ACUAACGUAAACCGGAUAGCUCUUUCAUCUCAUUCAUUCGUAUACAGCUGGCAAUAAGCGCACGCAGUCGCUUCUCUCGCCUUUCCGCUACCCUAGCUCACGGGUCCAGAAUGGACUACUAACUCCAGCAAACGGCUCGAACAGGCCAACCAGUUUUCCUCCAUCCGUCUUACGUGUGGUCGAGAGCCCCCACGCAUUGAUGCGUUGUGAAUAUCUCUUGUCCCAACAACACUCCGUUCUCUGUCCGUGUGCGUGCGUUUACAUUUGUGCUGUAAGAAGGAGAAGAACAAAAAAAAUCAACGAGUGUAUGUGUGUACACGUAGCGUGUUUGUAUGCGCGCGGAAUCAAUCAAUAGACAUUUUGUUUAGUGUGGAAAGUAGAGCUUCUCUUGCGUGUGUGUGUGUGCGUGCGUGAGAGCGAGAGUGUGUGUGUGUGUAGUGGCCGUGUUUUCGAGUUUUGGGACAAAAAACACCACCGCCGCCGAAACCUCUGACACAACCGAAAAGGGUGUAAAGUGCAUCAACCAUCAAGCAGGUUCUUCCACGCACAGUCAAUCAACCUUUUCCCGGGAUUAUCAUCAAUCGAAAAACGGCUUGGCAGUCGAUCGCGCCCGCCUGUUGAAGCAGCAUGAGUUAUCAGAUGCCGCAAAACAGAUCAAUGUCUCAUAACCCGUACAAUUCGUCGGACAUGCCGAUGCCCUCAGCAAAGGAGCAAACACUGAUGUGGCAGCAAAACUCGUACCUCGGCGACUCCGGCAUCCAUUCUGGUGCCGUUACCCAGGUGCCGUCGCUUAGCGGUAAGGAUGACGACAUGGAGGACGAUCCGCUGAUGUUCGACAUGGACCAGGGUUUCUCGCAGAAUUUUACGCAGGACCAGGUCGAUGAUAUGAACCAGCAACUGAGUCAGACGCGCUCACAGCGCGUCCGAGCUGCGAUGUUCCCGGAGACACUCGAGGAAGGCAUCGAGAUUCCGUCGACACAGUUCGACCCGCAGCAGCCCACCGCGGUGCAGCGGCUGGCCGAACCGUCCCAGAUGCUGAAGCACGCGGUCGUCAACCUGAUUAACUAUCAGGACGAUGCGGAUCUGGCGACCAGAGCCAUCCCCGAACUGAUCAAGCUGCUGAAUGACGAGGACCAGGUGGUGGUUUCGCAGGCCGCCAUGAUGGUGCACCAACUGUCCAAAAAGGAAGCGUCCCGGCAUGCGAUAAUGAACAGUCCGCAGAUGGUGGCCGCUCUCGUCCGCGCGCUCUCCAACUCGAACGAUCUCGAGACAACCAAAGGUGCGGUCGGCACACUGCACAACUUGUCGCACCAUCGCCAGGGUCUGCUCGCGAUCUUCAAGUCGGGUGGAAUACCGGCACUGGUAAAGCUGUUGUCUUCGCCGGUCGAGUCGGUGUUGUUCUACGCAAUCACCACGCUGCACAACCUGCUGCUGCACCAGGAUGGCAGCAAGAUGGCGGUCCGUCUGGCUGGCGGACUGCAGAAGAUGGUUGCCCUGCUCCAGCGCAACAACGUCAAGUUUCUUGCCAUAGUGACGGACUGUCUACAGAUUCUGGCAUACGGCAACCAAGAGAGCAAGCUGAUCAUACUCGCGUCGACAGGUCCGAGCGAAUUGGUACGCAUCAUGCGCUCGUACGACUACGAGAAGCUGCUGUGGACGACGUCCCGCGUCCUGAAGGUGUUGUCGGUAUGCUCGAGCAACAAACCGGCCAUCGUGGAGGCAGGCGGCAUGCAGGCACUCGCAAUGCACCUGGGCAAUCCGUCCCAGCGCCUGGUCCAAAACUGUCUCUGGACGCUGCGCAAUCUAUCCGACGCGGCCACUAAGGUCGACGGACUGGAGACGCUGCUGUCAGGGUUGGUGACUGUCCUCGGUUCGUCCGACGUCAACGUGGUCACCUGUGCCGCCGGUAUCCUGUCGAACCUGACGUGUAACAAUCAACGCAACAAGGUAACCGUUUGCCAGGUGGGCGGUGUCGAGGCACUCGUCGGCACGAUCAUCAACGCCGGCGACCGGGAAGAAAUUACCGAGCCGGCCGUGUGUGCUCUGCGCCACUUGACUUCGCGUCAUCCGGAGUCCGAGUCGGCACAGAACGUUGUACGCAACGGCUACGGGCUGCCGGUGAUCGUAAAGCUGCUCAAUCCCCCGUCCCGCUGGCCGCUCAUUAAGGCUGUCAUCGGGCUGAUCCGCAAUCUAGCCCUUUGUCCGGCGAAUGCGGCACCAUUGCGCGAACACGGAGCAAUUCAUCUGCUGGUGCGGCUGCUCUUCAAGGCGUUCCAAGAUACGCAACGGCAACGCUCAUCGGUUGCUUCGAAUGGAUCGCAGCCGCCGGGCGCGUACGCCGACGGUGUCCGCAUGGAGGAGAUCGUCGAGGGUACGGUCGGUGCACUUCACAUUCUCGCCAAGGAGGAGUAUAACCGACAGGUCAUCCGCUCGCAGAACGUUAUUCCGAUCUUCGUCCAGUUGCUGUUCUACAACGACAUCGAAAACAUUCAGCGUGUGGCCGCUGGUGUACUUUGCGAGCUGGCUGUCGACAAGGAGGUGGCCGAAAUGAUCGAGGCUGAGGGAGCUACUGCACCGCUUACCGAGUUGCUCAACUCGGCAAAUGAAGGUGUCGCCACAUACGCCGCAGCCGUACUGUUCAAGAUGAGCGAGGACAAGUCGAUGGAUUACAAGAAGCGCUUCUCCAGCGAGCUGACCACCUUGCCCGUGUUUCGCGACGACAGCAUGUGGAACAACGGCGAACUCGGUAUUGGACCGGACCUGCAGGACAUCCUGUCCCCCGAGCAGGCAUACGAAGGUCUAUACGGACAAGGGCCGGCGAGCGUACACAGCUCGCACGGUGGCCGUGCGUUCCAGCAAGGAUACGACACCCUUCCAAUAGACUCAAUGCAAGGUCUGGAGAUUGGAGGAGGCGGUGGUAGCAGCAACGGUGGUGCGACUGGUAAUGGCGGCAUGGGCGGCCAGCAGCAGCAGUCUGGCGGUGGGCCCGGUUCGGUGGUGAUGGGUGGCGGCGGUGCUAGCGGCAUGUCCUCGUCCGGUCAGCCAACCUCACCGUACGGUAUGGACAUGGACGUCGGCGAAAUGGAAGCUAGCGAGCUGACGUUUGAUCAUCUGGACGUGAUGCCAUCACCGCCGCAGGACAACAACCAGGUUGCCGCCUGGUACGAUACCGAUCUCUAAAGGGCGGACAUACUUUAGCAACGAUCAACUUUAGCAGCGGAUGUCGCACACUCACAUCACAAUGCAAACAUGCAGGUAGAAUGUUCGAAAGAACGAAAGAACAGAUGAGGGCUAGGCGAUCUGCGAUCUAGGUGUAGGGCGCGUCUCUGCAAUAACACUUCCAUUGCAAACUGGGCUAUAUUUGGAUCAUUUUAUUUUACAAGUACUAACAUUUUUCUUUGCUCGAUAUAAGGCUAUACCGAAAAUUUACAUUACGCUCUUUCGCACGCCGCGGGUGUGUAGAGAAAAGCAUUAUUUUAUUUUUUGAUAACGAUUUUACAAUAUCUUUUAGCUAUUGAUAGCUAGUAAAGCAAACAUAUGGGCGGAUUUAAGAAAGCACUUAUUGUAAUCUUUUUCAUCCUUUUAAAAAUAUUUUGUGUGCAUCUAUGAACGUCUAAUCCUCUCAACUAUAUGCUGGAUAUUUUUUUAAUCAUCUAAGGCAGGUCAAUCUAACCCCAUCACAGGUAAACCUAGAAUACAUUGAAAUGUAUUUUUUGAGGUUUUGCUACAAAAUACAAUAGAACUUUAUAUAAAUUUGCUGGAAAUUGUGUAAGGAAUUAAUUUGAAGGAAAAAAAUAUAAUCGAAUUCAUGUAGCAAAAUUAUGGUACUCCCGUAUCUAUUAAAUUGAGACAAGUGUUAGGGAAAGUAUUUGAAUGGAAACCUAUGCAUACACAAACAAAACGAAUACAAUUAUCAUUAUGAAAGCAAACAAGAAAACGAAAAAUAUUAGUGCUUCCAAAAAAACGAAAACCAAGUUCAAUUCGUUUCAUCCUCUCUUUUUCUUUUUCUCUCCCUCUCUCUCUCUCUCUCUUUUUAUCUCAUGUAAUCCUUCUUUUCUUCCUCCUCUUCUUCUCUCCCGUUUUCAUCUAAAAAGAAGCAAUGCUUUCAAUGCCAGCAAUUUUAAUUUACUUAUAAUUUAAAUACUACCAAUAUUUACAUCCCAUUUUCUUCUAUAUUACAAUAAUAUAUAAAUAUAUGAUUAUCGCUAAUUGAUAAGUUUUACGAACAAUGUGCGGACACAAUCAGUCACACUCUCUUUCUAUCUUUCGUCACAUAUUUGUACAAUUUUGCACAAUUUGUUCAAUAUGUUCCGGGUAUCAUUUAUCAGAUGCAUUUGUCAUAAACUCUCUGCCGUUACCCCGCUCUAUGGGAUAUCUAACGCGUCAGAAGUCGUAAAAUGGUGGCAUGACGAUGUCAUGGAAUUUUGACGAAAAGUUCUUUAACGAGUUUUUUUAACGAAUUUAAUUGUUGGGCUUAACCGAAGAAAAGCUUUGACAAAUUUCAAGGUUCUAUUCAAAACAUGUCAUAAUGAACAGGAAGAACUAGAAUAGAAGAAAGUUGUGGACGACGUGUUCUAUACGAAGUUGAUUCACUCUUUAUUAACAUAUUUCAUGUUAAAUCAUAUUUCAAAAGAAUAACAAAUCAUAUUUCAAAAGAAAAAAACAAUUCUUUUAUUUGAAAAAUAACUCAGUACAAUUCAUUUUCUCCGUCGCCUUCCAAUUCAGGGCAUUUCUAUUCUAUUCAUAUUGCCUUCUAUUCAGGGCAUUCUAUAGGAAAUGAUUUAAAAAAAAUGAUAAAGAUUGUGAAAAGGACGACGGAUCGCAAUUCUAAGGGUACAACACUUAAACGUAUCCUCACCAAUGCGGUGAGUUAUCCCUUCCAUUGUUUUUUUUUUCUUUUUUAUUAUAAUUCACCUCUCCUCACUCGUUUGACUCAUGAACAAAAACUUAGUAACAAUAUUGGCUGGUAAUUUAUUUCUUAAUGAGGAGCAAAAAUAUCUAUAACAGUUCGUUCCAUCGAUUUAUUUAAAGAAAGAUUAUUCACAUGAAAAUGGAUUGCUGAAAAGAAAUAAGGGCAAGAUUUGCUGCAAUAGAAAAACUCGAGCGGGAUGAGCGAAUAUGGAAAGAUAUCCGGUUAACAGAAUAGAAAAGGACAAAUCCAUACAUUUAAUAAAACGGAAGUCGAGUAGAGCUAUUUCAUAAAAGGAAAUGAUGAAGCAACCCAGAGAAAAAUGUAUUUGUUGCAAACUUAUUGAACGCAAGGAUAGAAGAAGUAAACAGACCUAAACGCACCUUCCCAUACACACAUCCAUAGAGGAGAAAUGGUACGAAGUUAUUAUAGCAAGUAACUUUUUAGCGGUAUAAUCAAUGUUUUAUCAUUCAUCUGAUCAUGAUCCCAAGAUAUAAUAAACAAACAAACAAGAAGAAAAUAAACAAGCAAGGAACCAA
Messenger RNA from Anopheles coluzzii, 5448 nucleotides. It is a transcript of the gene arm, whose product is annotated as armadillo segment polarity protein. Gene Ontology annotation, cellular component: catenin complex; adherens junction. The record is from RefSeq and is a predicted model, not a curated record. The transcript has 8 exons. NCBI's taxonomy places the organism in Eukaryota, Metazoa, Arthropoda, Insecta, Diptera, Culicidae. Gene Ontology annotation, molecular function: alpha-catenin binding; transcription coactivator activity; cadherin binding. Bases 628 to 3180 code for a protein of 850 amino acids. Gene Ontology annotation, biological process: positive regulation of transcription by RNA polymerase II; cell adhesion.